GUGUUUAGUUGUAGUUUAUGUGUAGUGUAGUGUUUAGUUGUAGUUUAUGUGUAGUGUAUAGUGUAGUUUAUGUGUGUAGUGUAGUGUUUAGUUGUAGUUUAUGUGUAGUGUAUAGUGUAGUUUAUGUGUGUAGUGUAGUGUUUAGUUGUAGUUUAUGUGUAGUGUAUAGUGUAGUUUAUGUGUGUAGUGUAGUGUUUAGUUGUAGUUUAUGUGUAGUGUAGUGUAUAGUGUAGUUUAUGCGUGUAGUGUGUAGUGGUGUGUAGUGUAUAGUGUAGUUUAUGUGUGUAGUGUAGUGUAUAGUUGUAGUUUAUGUGUAGUGUAGUGUAUAGUGUAGUUUAUGUGUGUAGUGUAGUGUGUAGUGGUGUGUAGUGUAUAGUGUAGUUUAUGUGUGUAGUGUAGUGUGUAGUGGUGUGUAGUGUAUAGUGUAGUUUAUGUGUGUAGUGUAUUGUAGUGUGUAGUGGUGUGUAGUAUAUAGUGUAUAGUAUAGUGUAUAGUGUAGUGUACAAGUACAGCACCACACCGGCGUGUUGGAGAGCCAAGCCGCAACAUUUACAAUCUGAGUUCGACGUUUCGCCAGUAAUUACCACCAGCUUCAUCAGGCGACAGCCGCAUGAUGGAUCGAUGUUGUAAACGGUGCGCGAGGCCGUACAUCAAACACGCCGAGCCGCAACAUUAGUGAGUGGUGGACAUUCCACAUUCCCAUGACCGGACCAAGGACAUCCAUUCUGUUAAACCGCCCAAUGUUGGCUUCUAGACAAAGCCUCUCUCGUGCGCUUGCACGGCCUCAACGUUAGUGAGUGGUGGACAUUCCACAUUCCCAUGACCGGACCAAGGACAUCCAUUCCGUUCGACCGCUAAAUGUUGGCUUCUCGACAAAGCCUCUCUCGUGCCCUUGCACGGCCUCAACUUGAGUCGGUGGUGGACAUUCCACAUUCCCAUGACCGGACCAAGGACAUCCAUUCCGUUCGACCGCCCAAAUGUCGACAUCUCGGCACGGCGCAGCCGCGAACUGAACUCGGAGACCAUGGCCAGAGUCGCAGCCAACGGCCGGAGAGACGCACGGCAGCAGCCGGCCAGCGCACGCCGGGACCACCGCAAGGGCGGCCACACCCACGAUCGCAAGCAAAGGAACGCCGCGGUCCACUCCUCCAAGGCGAGCAGAAAAGAGCACAAGCGUACAGCCGUGCCUCCACGAUCUCCACCUCCCCCGUCCCCACCUCCCCCCCCUGCCGCUUCAGCGGCGGCCAAGCCGUGCUCCACGCAGCCUGCGGUGCGGCGCUCCAGCCGGCAGCGCCGGGUCAAGCUGAAGUUGGACCCCAGUGAGGAGUGUGUGAGGAGGAAGCCGGUGAUAGUGAGGAACGUGCAGCAGCAGAAGGGGCAGGUGUUGGUGGAGAAGGAGGAGGAGGAGGAGGAGCAGCAGCAGGAGAAGGAGGUGGUGGAGAAGGAGGAGGUGGAGGUGGAGGUGGAUGUGGAGGAGGAGGUGGAGAAGAAUCAGCAGGAGGAGCAGGAGGUGAUGGCGCCCGUGGAGGAGGUGAAGUUCUCCACGGACGUCAAACGCGUCCUCAAGCCGCACGUCUGCCUGGAGUGUGGCAAGGAGUUCCGCCAGUCCACCGACCUGUUCCGCCACCAGACGCUGCACACGGGCGAGCGGCCCCUCAAGUGCGGCGCGUGCGGCAAGAGCUUCGCGCUGCAGGCCGACCUCAACCGUCACGCCAUCAUCCACACGGAGCAGCGGCCCUACGCCUGCCAGGAGUGCGGCAAGGCGUUCCGUUGGUCCCAGAACCUGGUGCACCAUCGGCGCUCGCACAGCGACGUGCGCGAGUUCCAGUGCGAGGGCUGCGGCAAGGGCUUCAAGCACCGGCGCACCCUCGUGGAGCACCAGCGGGCGUACUGCGCACACGGCGCCGGCCACAACGGCGACGGCGCUGUGACGCAGGCGGUGAAGCAGGAGCGGCUCGACGGGGGGGAGGCCGGCGUCGAGGUCAAGAUGGAAGACCCCACGAAGACGCUCGGCCUCGAAGGGCCGCGCGGCGACGAGCCGCCCCCCCUCCCGCCGUCGUCGUCGUCGUCGCCCCCCUCCUCCUCUCCGCCGUCGUCGCACGUCCCGCCCCCCGCCGGCGCCGCCGCCGCCGGCGCCGCCGCGAAGGCUCCGCGCCGCGGCCAGGCCAAGCGCUACGCCUGCCCGCAGUGCGGCAAGGCCUUCCGCCAGUCCACCCACCUGCUGCGGCACCGCUCGCUGCACACGGGCGAGCGCCCGCUGCGCUGCGGCGAGUGCGGCAAGGGCUUCGCGCUGCCCGCCGACCUGCGGCGCCACGCCGUGGUGCACGCCCCCCAGCGGCCCAGCUACGCCUGCGACCUCUGCUCCAAGACCUUCCGCUGGCCCCACGGCAUCGCCAAGCACCGCCAGACGGCGCACGCGGCCCGCGGCUCGGAGCCCUUCGGCUGCGGCACGUGCGGCAAGGGCUUCCGCUCCAAGGCCUACCUGAGCACCCACCAGACGGUGCACCGCGGCGAGAGGCCCUUCGGCUGCGACGGCUGCGGCAAGAGCUUCGGCUGGAUGGCGAGCCUCCGGGCGCACGUGAACCACGUGCACCUGGGCCUGAGGCCCUUCCAGUGCGAGGAGUGCGGCAAGACCUACAAGUCCAAGCACGGGCUCCUGGAGCACCGCCAGCGGAGGCACGCCGGCGGCCUGCGGCCCCACCCCUGCGGCGCCUGCGGGAAGGCCUUCGCGACGGCCGCGGCCGUCAGCAUCCACCGCAAGACGCACGCGGCGGAGCGCGAGCGGCGGCACGUGUGCGGCACGUGCGGCGCCGGCUUCUUCCAGGCGGGCACGCUCGCCAACCACGUGCGCACGCACACCGGCGAGCGGCCGUUCGCGUGCGAGAUGUGCGGCGUCGCCUUCACGCGCUCGGACCACCUGCGCAAGCACGUGCACACGCACCUGGCGGGUGGCGGCGGCGGCGCCGGUGGCGGCGGCGGCGGGCGCAGGGUGCUGCUGGGCGAGGAUGCCGUCGCGAGCGGCGGCGGCGGAGGUAACGCCGGGGGCGGAUGCCACGUGGGUGGCGGCGGUGGCGGCAAUGCCGGCGGCAACAUCGGUCACAUCGGUGGUGGCAACAUCGUCGGUGGCAACAUCGUCGGUGGCAACAUUGGCCACAUCGGCGGUAGCCACAUCGGCGGCGGCAACAUCGGCCACAUUGGCGGCGGCAACAUUGUUGCCGGCAACAUGGGCCACAUAGGCGGCGGCCACAUCGGCGGCAACAUCGGCCACAUCAGCAGCGGUGGCGGCAACAUCGGCCACAUCGGUAGUAGCCACAUCGGUAGUAGCCACAUCGGCGGCGGUGGCGGCAACAUUAUCGGUGGCGGCAACAUUAUCGGCGGCAACAUCGGCCACAUCGGCGGUAGCCACAUCGGCGGCGGCAACAUCGGCCACGGCCACAGCCACGGCAUGAGCAGCGGCAACAUCGUCGGCAGCGGCGGCGGCGGCAUCGGCAGCAGGAAGCUGCUGUGGUCGGGCGGCGCCGACGGUGGCGGCGGCGGCGGCGGAGUCCUGGCCUAUGGCGGCGUGAAGGUGGCCGGAGGUGGCGGCGGCGUGGGCGGUUACGGCAUCGGCGGGGGCAUCGGCGGCAUCGGCGGCGUGGGCGGCGAGGGGCUACCGCUGUGGGUGACUGCGCCCGGCAUGCAGCCGUACCCGGGCCGCGCCGUCAGCGUGCUUACGGCGCCGGCGGCGCCGGCGACCGCCAUGGACGUCAAACUCUCGACCGUCCUCUUCCAGGAGGGGCUGGCGGCGGUCGCGGCUGGAGUGAACGUGUUCAACUGA
Molecule: messenger RNA, 3817 nt
Organism: Lethenteron reissneri (Far Eastern brook lamprey)
Lineage: Eukaryota; Metazoa; Chordata; Hyperoartia; Petromyzontiformes; Petromyzontidae
Product: zinc finger protein 189-like
Biological process (GO): regulation of DNA-templated transcription
Molecular function (GO): RNA polymerase II cis-regulatory region sequence-specific DNA binding; DNA-binding transcription factor activity, RNA polymerase II-specific
Source: RefSeq, a predicted model, not a curated record